AUGGCCCGAGAUGAUGCGCCGCCGCCUGCCAAAAGGCAGAAGAGUUCCCUGCCAGCGCCGCUCCGGGACGCAAAGCGACAAGAUAUCGACAACUGGGAGACAAACCGUAUGCUAACGUCCGGUGUCGCGCAACGACGAGAGUUUACCGGCGAUUUUACUCCCGAUGACGAUGAAGGAACGCGAGUGCACUUGUUGGUGCACGAUUUGCGCCCGCCAUUUCUCGACGGUCGUACGAUUUUCACAAAGCAGUUAGAACCUAUAUCUGCCGUGCGGGAUCCGCAGAGUGAUAUGGCCGUUUUUAGUAGGAAGGGGAGUAAAGUCGUUAGAGAACGGAGACAGCAGAGAGAACGACAAAAGCAAGCUCAGGAAGCUACCACGAUGGCCGGGACGGCAUUGGGCAAUCUAAUUGGUAUAAAGGAAGAUGAAGGAGAUAGCGCUGUGGCAGCUCCUAUCGAAGACGUCUAUAAGAACACGAACAAAUUUUCCCAGCAUUUGAGGAAGGAUGAAGGCGGUGCUAGUGCUUUCAGCAAAAGCAAGACAUUGCGCGAGCAGCGAGAGUAUCUACCUGCCUUUGCCGUGCGAGAAGAUUUGCUCCGCGUGAUUCGAGACAAUCAGGUCAUAGUUGUAGUUGGUGAGACUGGAUCCGGGAAAACCACCCAGUUGACUCAAUUUUUGUACGAGGAUGGAUAUGGCAAACAAGGUAUGAUUGGCUGUACGCAACCUCGUCGAGUGGCGGCUAUGAGUGUAGCCAAACGUGUGAGUGAGGAAAUGGGAGUCGACUUGGGGGAUCUUGUCGGUUAUGCAAUUCGAUUCGAGGAUUGCACGAGCGACAAGACUGUUAUAAAAUAUAUGACGGAUGGUGUGCUGCUGAGAGAAUCGCUGGUCCAACCCGAUCUCGACAAAUACUCGUGCAUUAUUAUGGACGAAGCGCACGAACGUGCAUUGAAUACAGAUGUCCUAAUGGGCUUGAUCAAGAAAGUGCUGGUCAGAAGGAGAGAUCUGAAAUUGAUCGUCACAUCUGCGACAAUGAACUCGGAACGAUUUUCACGGUUUUUUGGUGGUGCUCCAGAAUUCAUCAUCCCCGGCCGUACCUUUCCCGUUGAUAUUCAAUUUUCGCGCUCACCUUGUGAAGACUAUGUGGACAGUGCUGUCAAGCAGGUUCUUGCAAUCCACGUCUCUCAGGGACCGGGCGAUAUAUUAGUGUUUAUGACCGGACAAGAAGAUAUCGAAGCUACAUGUGAACUAGUCGAAGAGCGACUGAAGAUGUUAAAUGAUCCGCCAAAGCUGAGCAUUCUUCCCAUCUACAGCCAAAUGCCUGCAGAGCAGCAAGCAAAGAUUUUCGAACGAGCCGCACCCGGAGUCAGAAAAGUCAUUGUGGCAACGAAUAUUGCCGAGACGAGUUUAACUGUCGAUGGAAUUAUGUAUGUGGUUGACUCGGGAUAUUCUAAACUGAAAGUCUACAACCCCCGUAUGGGUAUGGAUACACUUCAGAUUACGCCGAUAUCUCAAGCGAAUUCAGGCCAACGUGCUGGACGAGCCGGACGAACGGGUCCAGGUAAAGCCUUUAGGCUAUACACAGAGCAAGCAUUCAAAAACGAGCUCUAUAUUCAGACCAUUCCAGAGAUACAGCGAACCAGCUUGGCUAAUACAGUGUUGUUGUUGAAAUCGCUUGGGGUCAAAGACCUUCUAGACUUUGAUUUCAUGGAUCCUCCUCCACAGGAGACGAUAUCCACUUCAUUAUUCGAAUUGUGGUCUCUGGGAGCGUUGGACAAUCUGGGAGAUUUGACGCCACUGGGUCGUCGGAUGACUCCAUUUCCUAUGGAUCCGUCAUUAGCGAAAUUAUUGAUUACUGCAUCUGAAGAGUAUGGAUGCAGCGAAGAGGUAUUGACAAUUGUGUCUAUGCUCUCGGUACCAAAUGUUUUCUUCCGCCCCAAAGAACGACAAGAAGAAUCUGACGCAGCCAGAGAGAAGUUCUUCGUCCCGGAAUCCGACCAUCUCACUUUACUACAUGUAUACACACAAUGGAAAGCUAAUGGCUACUCUGACGCUUGGUGUGUCCGACACUUCCUCCACUCCAAAUCCCUACGUCGCGCCAAAGAGAUCCGCGAACAACUACAGGACAUCAUGACCGUGCAAAAAAUGCCCCUUGUCAGUUGCGGUACAGACUGGGACCUGAUUCGCAAAUGUAUUUGCUCGGGAUAUUAUCAUCAAGCAGCCCGCAAAAAGGGGUUGGGCGAGUUUAUCAAUCUGCGUACUAGUGUCACGGUCCAGUUGCAUCCGACUAGUGCGCUUUAUGGAUUGGGUUAUGUUCCGGAUUAUGUGGUUUAUCAUGAACUUAUUUUGACGAGUAAGGAGUAUAUGUCUACUGUUACUGCAGUGGACCCUCACUGGCUCGCCGAACUGGGCGGCGUAUUCUACUCGGUCAAAGAAAAGGGCUACUCCCACCGCGAAAAGCGCAUUACAGAACACGAAUUCAGCCGUCGAAUGGAGAUCGAGACGCAAAUGGCCGCUGAUCGGGAACGUGCAGCCGCCGAAAAGGAGCGUGAAAAGGAAAGGAAUGAUCCUGUGCGGAGGAAGAGGGAAAUUGAAGUUGGUGUUGGGAUUGGUAGGCCCAGUUCUGCUACUGCUUCUCCUGCUACGAGGCCAUCCUCUGUUGUAAAGAGGCCAGUGAUUGUGGGUGGGAAGAGAGGUGGGUUGACUACGGGAAGUAACAGUAGUGGUGGUGGAAGCGUAGUGAAGAAGCCGGCGGUAGUGCGGCGGCCUGGAGGGAGGGCCUUUUAA
Molecule: messenger RNA, 2781 nt
Organism: Talaromyces stipitatus ATCC 10500
Lineage: Eukaryota; Fungi; Ascomycota; Eurotiomycetes; Eurotiales; Trichocomaceae
Product: mRNA splicing factor RNA helicase (Prp16), putative
Exons: 3
Coding region: 1-2781 (926 amino acids)
Biological process (GO): mRNA splicing, via spliceosome
Cellular component (GO): spliceosomal complex; intracellular anatomical structure
Molecular function (GO): ATP binding; RNA binding
Source: RefSeq, a predicted model, not a curated record